AUGGCACGCUACGAAUCUCGUCGCGUUGAACCCCGUCGUGCAAACACAAAGGACUCCUGGCUCACCAUUGAUUGGGGAAAGCCACAACCUCCAUCUGCCCUCCAUGGUGUCAUGGACCAAAUCGCAGGCACCAUCCUCCGCGACCGCGACCUCAUCGCCCAAGGCAAGCGCGAGUGGGCCAAAGCCGCCGCCAUCCGUCGCGCCCGUAAGCGCAAGGGUGGCAGCAACAGCAAAUCUGGUAGCGGCACAUCAACGCCCCGUCAUUCCAACACCCUCCGGAAUCCAAAGAGGGACCCCUCGCGAAGGGGUGGACGCGUCGCUGCGGGUGCUCGCAAGACGAGUGGAACCCCCGGCAUCAAGGGUUUCUUUGGCUCCCUCUUCAGCUCGAAAUCAAAGUCUUCGAGCGGUAGAAAGAGGACGACGCACUCUAGCAGCGCCGCCGCCAAGCGUUCGUUGACAAGACCUGGUCAACAUGGUGAGCAUUCCUCUAAUCGCUCCGGCUAA
Molecule: messenger RNA, 504 nt
Organism: Serendipita indica DSM 11827
Lineage: Eukaryota; Fungi; Basidiomycota; Agaricomycetes; Sebacinales; Serendipitaceae
Source: the annotation of a GenBank genome assembly